UCUUCAACCUGUUCGUACACGCUCUUGAGAUAUCGAGCAAGGACGGUGGUGCUCCCAGUGUGCUCCUUCAUUCACCGCAUCGAGUGCCUUAAACUUCUGUUUUCCGUCUACUGUCCAAGUAAACACACAGUUCCUCUUUCUCUAGACCUAUAGAGCCGGAGCAAAGCCGCAAGUGUCCCGAAAUUUUGUUGAGGUUGUCGCCAGUUGUAUCGACAGAUAUCGGCUGUCCCGAACGUCUGCCGACGUUUUUCACGAGGAGAAAACAACUGAAGCGCACGCGCUCACGCCGGUCAAACGCAAGAAAGUCGAGAGAAAAUGAUGGCAGCCAGAGGCUCAUCUAUCGUCGUCCUGUUGAUUGUCUUAAUGGCAUCGUCAAUCUUCUGCCAAGAAUCGUGGAGCCAAACGAGAGUUAAACGAGAUAAAGGUGGCCAUCAUCAUCAGGAAGUAGGGCGACAGCGUCAGCCAGCUAUUACCGGUGAUCACCGGUACAGCUCUCACGUUGUCGCUCCCGUCGUCCGGCCAACGGCGGUGAUUGAAACUGAAUCUGUGCGGCCCAUCGGCAAUAACAAUCAUCACCUCAGCGGACAACCGAGCCAGCGGUACCAACACUUCCGUCAUCCGACAAGAAGACCCGAUCACCAACACAAGCGGAUGGUUCUGCUCGCUCCACGACGGCCAAUCAACGCUAACCAGUUAUCUCAUGGCCCGAUUGGACCAACGCAACACUACGCCCCGCAGCCUGCACCCCAGAGUCAAAGACCUGCUUACCUACCGGCUAUUUUGCCGAUUUAUCUUCGUCCAUCUUCCAUUAUUCUUCCAUCGCCUCCGACCCAGUCUUAUCAACAGCCAAGCGGUUACGCUUCGGCUCCCGUUCCGCAGAGCCAGCCGUCGUAUAACCAAGCUCCUCCACCGGCUCCAUACCAGCCUGCGCCACCACCACCGGUCCCGCAACAACCUCAAUACCAACAAGCUCAGUAUCAGCCUCCUCCUCCUCCCCCACCUGCUCCUUACCAGCCGCAACCGCAGUACCAACCAGCCCCACCACCACCGCAACCAGCUGCUCCUCCAGCAUCUUAUCAAUCUGCUCCUCCAGCUGUGUACAACGAAGCUCCUUUACCUGUGCCUCUGUACGCUCGUCAACCUCAACAGAAUGCUGCCCCGGAAUCUUACAAUCAGCCACCGCAGCAGGAAAGCACUACGGCCGCUUCGUACGAAGUGUUUCAGCAACAGGAGCCCGAACAGGCUGUCCAAUCCGGCGGUUACGCCAAUUCGGAACCGGUCACCGUCCCGCCAAUCAUCGAGGAAUCGGCUAGUUACAGCACUUAUGCCCCAGUAGCCGAUCAGGACAUCCAGACGAAUUCCAUCGGCGCAUUGCCAGUUCCUCCUCCACCUGGCGGCGCAUUGCCAGUUCCUCCUCCACUUGGCGGCGCUGUUGCUACUGCUGUCGCUGCUGUUGAUGAUGGCAAAAAGGAGGAAGCAUCUCAAUGGUCUGAAGGCUCCAUUCCAUGGCAAUUGGAGAAACUAGGGCUCAACACGUUGAAUGACCUUCUCGUCCUAUCCGGUUUGGAUGAAAUGUUCGACAAAGAAGGACCUUUUACCGUCUUUGUGCCAGUCGAUCAGGCAUUCGAAAUCCUCAUCCAGAAGUUCGGCGGCAUGGAAAAAGCCAGCGAAGAGUUCAACAAAAACCCAGACGUCCUUAAUUCGCUGUUGAAGCACCACGUCGUGGCCGGCUCCAUCUCAUCUUCCUCUCUGCAAAACAACGGCGUCAUGCAAAGUCUGCUCACCACUCCGCUGCGAGUCAAAUUCUACGAAUCGGAAGACAGCGAAUGGCGUCCAUUAAAGGUAAAUACUGAGGUGAUCACGGUGAACGGUGCCCGUUUCGUCAAACCCGACAUUCAAGCCACCAAUGGCGUUAUCCAUAUCGUCGAUCGGGUCCUCUUCCCCGUACCUCAGGCCGAUAUCUACAACACGCUCAAAAACGAUCCCGCUCAGCGAUACACCACGUUGAUUUCCGCCAUCGAUAAAGCGGGACUAACGACCGUUCUGGCUAAUCCCACGGGCGGACCUUACACGGUGUUCGCGCCAACCAAUAAGGCUUUCUCGUUGAUAUCUCGUUCCGAGCUGAACGCAAUCCUGAACGAUCCGGCUAAAUUGACCAAGCUGCUCCAACGCCACGUCGUCCAAGAUUUAAUCUACACUUCCGGCCUUCAGGGUUUCCAGAAAGCCUACGCCUUGGAUUUCGAAAUCCUUUACAUCUACCACGCCAAGGGUAUGACCAAGGUCAACGGAGCUAACGUCAUCGAUCAGGACAACACAACAUUGAAUGGUGUCAUCCAUACGAUCGAUUCAGUUUUGGGUCUUUAUUGAUUGAGGGACCGGCUGAGCCGCCUCUAGUCACAACCCGAACACUUUAUCGACUACUAGAAAACAAAAAACAAACAAAACGCAACAGUUCUAUUACAUAUAGUAGCUCUAUAGAGUUAUCUUUUUUUUUUUUUCCCUCUCGGCCUUUAUCUAAAAAUUAAAUAUAUUUCUUAAGUUUUCUUCCUUCUUUCAUCCUCCCUUUUCUUUUCACGUCUUCACUCUUGAGGUGAAGAGGUUUCCUAUGGUCAUGUAAAACCAUCCGACCCGCAAAAACAUUCGCCACUAAAGUGAGCGAAUGAAAGUUCUCCAAAAAGACUGCGGAUUUGUUUCGUCCAGUCUUUGAAACAUUUGUCCAUAUCGUUAUUCGUCCAGGUGGAUCACAUGUUAAUUUCUUUUUUUUUUUCUCUCUCUUUUGUUUUUUUUGUAUGUGUUCUUUUCUGAUCCACCUAAGCCAUUUUUAUAUAUCUCCCAAUCGUCAUUUCGCUACACGUAUCCAGAAAGAGUGUUACUAAUUGCCAAGUGAUUGGCGAGAUAUCACGUCCUCCUCUCCUUAAAAAUAACCAUAAUACUAUUAUGCAUGUAUUCAUUUCUCAUCAAACACACAGUGAGUAUUAUGAACAAAAAAAGGAAAAAAAAAGAAGAAAGUAUAAACGAAAACAAAUUGACGUGCUCAAUGGCCAGUCUGUUGGCAGUGUGCACAAUUCGCGAGAAAUGUCGACCGCUUAUGUGCGCACGCAGCUGAGGGACAAUAAACGUGGUUUAACUUUU
Messenger RNA from Daphnia magna, 3132 nucleotides. RefSeq names its product BRD4-interacting chromatin-remodeling complex-associated protein. The record is from RefSeq and is a predicted model, not a curated record. Lineage: Eukaryota; Metazoa; Arthropoda; Branchiopoda; Diplostraca; Daphniidae. Bases 316 to 2367 code for a protein of 683 amino acids. Gene Ontology annotation, cellular component: extracellular matrix. The transcript has 9 exons. Gene Ontology annotation, molecular function: cell adhesion molecule binding. Gene Ontology annotation, biological process: extracellular matrix organization; cell adhesion.